AAAAAAAAAAAAAAAAAAAAAAGUAAGAAAGAAAAAGCACUAGAAAGACAAGUUUGUUUCCUCUCCAAACUUGAAUUCCUCUCCCUUCGAAUCCGUACGAAUCCCCCCUCUCUCUCUCUCUCUCUCUCAAAUUUCGUUGUCAAUACAGAGCUCCCUUUACUCUCAUACGCAUACACUGCAUGUCUCUGAAUCUAUUCUUUCAUAUAUUUCAAUAGAAAUCAACAUCUUCUUUUCUCUGUUUCAAGUUUCGAAUCAAAACCCAUCUUUUGAUAUACCUGUAAAACCCCUCAAAUUCAUCUUCUCAAUCUUUGUUUCCCGCAUUUUAUGGCGGGAACUUCAAUAUUGAAGCGAACCAUUUCCAAUCUCUGUGUUUGAGUUUUGUAUCUUUGAAUACAAGUAUACAGAAUCUUCUUUUGAUUGUUUUGUUUCUUUAAUGGCGAACCCAUCUGGUAUUCAUCAUCAAGAUGCCAAUCAUACGCCCUCUUCUAUCGUUGGAGCAAAUCCCACUAACGGACAUGGGAAUUCAGUUCCUGAGCGUUCUGUUGGAGCGUUGAAACAUAACCCUGGUAUCUCCACAGAUUGGAGCGCGGAAGAGCAAGCAAUUCUUGAAGAUGGUUUAGUUCAAUUUGCUACAGAUCCAAGCGUAUCACGUUAUGCGAAAAUAGCUUUGCAGCUGCCGAAUAAGACAGUCCGGGAUGUUGCAUUGCGCUGCAGAUGGAUGACCAAGAAAGAACAGAGCAAGAGAAGGAAGGAAGAUAAUUUAGCAAGGAAAAGCAAAGAUAAAAAGGAAAGAGUUGUCGAUCCUUCAGCAAAGGUAUCUCCGUUCAUGGCCAGACCUAAUAUUCCUCCAUAUUCAACUCCAGUGAUUCCAAUGGAUUAUGAUGAUGGCAUUUCAUGCAAAGCCAUUGGUGGUAUUACAGGGGAGCUACUUGAGCAAAAUGCAAAGGUCUUAAAUCAAAUUUCUGCUAAUCUUUCUACAAUGCAGCUUCAGGAAAACAUUGGUCUUCUCUGCCAAACUCGUGACAACAUUCUCAAGAUUAUGAACCAGUUGAAUGAUAUGCCUGAUAUAAUGAAGCAGAUGCCACCACUUCCAGUCAAGUUAAAUGAAGAGCUGGCUAACACCAUCCUGCCCCACUCGAAUCUUCCCAUGAAAUAAUCAUGACCCUUGGAUGCAGGCUCAACCCAUCCGUAGACGAUGGGAUUAAUUUCCAGCGAGCUGACCGUUGAUUAUGCAUUGGAAAUUGCUGUUCUGUAAAUUGUAGUGGUUUUUGUUUCUGCCCUCUUCAUUAUAGUUACUUUGAAGAAAUAGUUGGUAGUAUAGAAAGUGAUUUGGUUUUCAUGUAGAGAACAGGGAAUGAAAAAGUAAAGAAGUUAGUGCUCAGUUUCAUUAA
Messenger RNA from Manihot esculenta (cassava), 1391 nucleotides. RefSeq lists its product as uncharacterized. Lineage: Eukaryota; Viridiplantae; Streptophyta; Magnoliopsida; Malpighiales; Euphorbiaceae. The transcript is spliced from 7 exons. Bases 434 to 1156 code for a protein of 240 amino acids. The record is from RefSeq and is a predicted model, not a curated record.